Molecule: messenger RNA, 2362 nt
Organism: Nyctereutes procyonoides (raccoon dog)
Lineage: Eukaryota; Metazoa; Chordata; Mammalia; Carnivora; Canidae
Product: cytochrome P450 2A13-like
Exons: 9
Coding region: 10-1494 (494 amino acids)
Biological process (GO): xenobiotic metabolic process; coumarin metabolic process
Cellular component (GO): intracellular membrane-bounded organelle; cytoplasm
Molecular function (GO): heme binding; oxidoreductase activity, acting on paired donors, with incorporation or reduction of molecular oxygen, reduced flavin or flavoprotein as one donor, and incorporation of one atom of oxygen; iron ion binding
Source: RefSeq, a predicted model, not a curated record
AGUGCCACCAUGGUGGUCUCAGGGAUCCUUCUGGUGGCUUUGCUCACCUGCUUGACAGUAAUGGUCUUGAUGUCUGUCUGGAGGCAGUGGAAGCUCUUGGAGAAGCUCCCUCCAGGACCUACUCCAUUGCCCUUCAUCGGGAACUAUCUGCAGCUGAACAUACAGCAGAUGUCUGAUUCCUUCAUGAAGAUCAGCAAACGCUAUGGCCCUGUGUUCACCAUCCACCUGGGGCCUAGGCGUGUCGUGGUGCUGUGUGGAUACGAGGCGGUGAAGGAAGCUCUGGUGGACCAGGCUGAAGAAUUCAGUGGGCGAGGCGCACAGGCCACCUUUGACACUCUCUUCAAAGGCUAUGGGGUGACGUUCAGCAACGGGGAGCGGGCCAAGCAGCUCAGGCGCUUCUCCAUCACCACACUGCGGGACUUUGGAGUGGGAAAGCGCGGCAUUGAAGAGCGCAUCCAGGAGGAGGCAGGCUUCCUCAUUGAGGCCCUCCGGGACACACGAGGUGCCUUCAUCGAUCCCACCUUCUUCCUGAGCCGAACAGUGUCCAAUGUCAUCAGCUCCAUUGUUUUUGGGGAUCGCUUUGACUAUGAGGACAAAGAGUUCCUGUCAUUGCUGCGUAUGAUGCUGGGGAGCUUCCAGUUCACAGCUACAUCUAUGGGGCAGCUCUGUGAAAUGUUUCAUUCAGUUAUAAAAUACCUGCCAGGACCACAGCAACAGGCAAUUAAGGAGCUGCAGGGUCUGGAAGACUUCAUAACCAAGAAGGUGGAGCAGAACCAACGCACACUAGACCCCAACUCUCCUCGAGACUUCAUUGACUCCUUCCUCAUCCGCAUGCAGGAGGAGCAGAACAACCCUAACACGGAGUUUCACUUGAAGAACCUGGUGUUGACCACACUGAACCUCUUCUUUGCGGGCACUGAGACAGUCAGUACAACCCUGCGGUAUGGCUUCUUGCUGCUCAUGAAGCACCCAGAUGUGGAGGCCAAAGUCCAUGAGGAGAUUGAUCGGGUGAUUGGCAAGAACCGUCAGCCCAAGUUUGAGGACCGGGCCAAGAUGCCCUACACAGAGGCAGUGAUCCAUGAGAUCCAAAGAUUUGGAGACAUAAUCCCUUUGAGUCUGGCCCGCAGAGUCAUCAAGGACACCAAGUUUCGGGAGUUUCUCCUCCCCAAGGGCACCGAAGUGUUCCCUAUGCUGGGCUCUGUGCUGAGAGAUGCCAAGUUCUUCUCCAACCCCCAAGACUUCCACCCCCAGCACUUCCUGGAUGAGAAGGGGCAGUUUAAGAAGAGUGAUGCUUUUGUGCCCUUCUCCAUUGGAAAGCGAUACUGUUUCGGAGAAGGCCUGGCUAGGAUGGAGCUCUUUCUCUUCCUCACCACCAUCUUGCAGAACUUCCGCUUCAAGUCCCUGCAGCUGCCCCAAGACAUCGACGUGUCCCCCAAGCUCGUGGGCUUAGCCACCAUCCCACGAAAUUACACCAUGAGCUUCCAGCCCCGCUGAACAAGGGCUUUGGGAGGGUAGGGCUGGUUGGGGGAGCAAUGCAGAGGUAGGUACAGGGGCGUGGCUACUGAGUCUAGCGGGGUUAUUGGAGGGUGGGGCUAGCAGGAGGGAGGUGGAGUAAUGAAAUAAGAGGGGCAGAGUGGGGAUCCCUGGGUGGCGCAGCAGUUUGGCGCCUGCCUUUGGCCCAGGGCGCGAUCCUGGAGACCCGGGAUCGAAUCCCACGUCGGGCUCCCGGUGCAUGGAGCCUGCUUCUCCCUCUGCCUAUGUCCCUGCCUCUCUCUCUGUGACUAUCAUAAAUAAAAAUUUUAAAAAAAGAGGGGCAGAGUGGAUGGGAGAGGAAGAGGAAAGGAAUGGGCUUUAUUCACCUUGGAAAACAUAGAUUCUUCAUCGGUGGGAUGAGAGGAAGGGAAAUUAUUGAGCAAAUAUUCUCUGUCAGGUCCAUGCAAAAGUGUUAACACAUUUACUUCACCUAAUGCUCACAUGGCUAUGCAACAGAAAACUGUUUAUGCCCAUUUUACAGGUGGCAAAUCUUAAAUAAUUCGCAAGGAAUCUACAACAAUGACCAAAAAAAAAAAAAAACUCCUAAUAAAUGACUUUAGCAAAGUCACUAAACAUACCAAAAUUUUUUUGUGUGUUGUUGCUUUCUAUACACUAGCAAGAACUCUAUGAAAUCAAAAUUAACACAAUACCAUUUACAGUCACUCCAAAAAAAUUAAUAUAUGUAACUAUCUAACAACACAUGCACAGAAUCUAACAACACAUUCACAGAACUUAAAUGCUGAAAGCUACAUAACACUGAAGAAAGAUCAAAAUUUUUUUAAGAUUUUAUUUAUUUAUUCAUGAGAGACAGACAGAGAGAGAGAGAGAG